UUAACAAUGAAGGAUACAAUUCUAAUUUGCUUUGCUAGCCGAACAACAUAUAAGUAAAUCUACUGCAGGGAAACAGGAGGGUACAGUGUGGCUUCCAGGAGAGGGUGGAGUUCUUGUGAGAAUGAACUUGUCAUUGUCCCUUGCAUUAAAAACACUGAUAGGAGGUGAAUAAUUUUGCAAAUAAUUUGGCCGCGCAGUUAUGCAUCACAAAGAGCACUCAUUAGGUAAGAGCUCUUCACCAUGGAAAUAGAAACAAAGUCGGUAGUAAACAUUAGUCCUGGUGUAUACAGAUCAGUCUAAGUCCAGUCCAGUCCAUUUUAAUUUUCCAUGUGUUCCUUCCUAAGUCUGUCCUGCCCCAUUUUUGUAUUAAUCUCAAAAUGUGUCUUCAAUCUUUACCCACCCCCCAAAAACCCUAUAUAAAGACAUAUCUUAUCAUUAAAUAUAUUAUUAUUUAUCUCAAUGUAUUGAGCUCUGAAUAUAUAUAAUUCGUUCUGAUUCAUGUAAUAGCCCAGAAGGUGUGAUCAGUUUACUUCAAAAUGUGAAAAUUCUUCUCCAACCUUAAUCACAGCCUUACUGUGCUAACAGAACUGGGUAGGUGUAGGAAUUAGCAUUGUAAGAAUCUGGCAGCUGUACAUCUGCAACAGUGCCUUCUUUGUGGCAGCUCCUCUCUCCGCUGUCGUUCCUCUCUCCGCUCUCAUUCCCGGAGAUGUGUGGUUGAAAUCCCCCCGCACCCCUGGCUUUCAAUUUUUACAUGUCCAUUAUAGAUGAUGAUGAUGAUGAUGAUCAUUAUUAUUAUUUGUUUGCUCAGGCUUUGGGGAUAUGUGUUUCCUCUGGGUUCCAGCUGUGCUGAUGUUUAUGUCAUGUGCCACCAGACUUUUUUGUACCUGUGGGCACAUUUACAAACUGGAUGAACUAUUGUGGGCUUCACACGCACACAUACAAACCACAACCAAGCACACAUCCCCACAACCUGUUAUAUUGGCUACUGUGUAUCUGAAGAAGUGUGCAUGCACAUGAAAGCUUAUACCAAUAACAAACUUAGUUGGUCUCUAAGGUGCUACUGGAAGGAAUUUUUUUAUUUUGUUUCGACUACGGCAGACCCUACCUGUAACUACAGUCAUACCUCUGGUUCCAUCCGCUUCAGGAUGCGUAUUUUCAAGUACGUGGUGGACCCGGAAGUGUUUACGCUCUAUUGGCACUUCGCACAUGCGCAGAAGCGCCGCUCCGGAUACGUACUUUUAGGGGUGAGGACGGCACCCCGGAACGGAUCAGGUAUGUAUCCAGAGGUACCACUGUAUUGACUACUGUAUAAGAGAAAGUUUCUUUUAAGCCUGAUAUCAUCAGGGAGAUUUCAUCCAUGAAAGCUUCUGUGGGUGCAUGUGUGCCCAUGGGCACCGCACUGGCAACCCCUGUGCCAUGUCAUUGCCAUUAGUUCUGCAAUUUUAAGUAUUUUAUAUUUUUGUGUGUAAAACAGUCCUAUGUUUGCUAUAUUGUGCACCACCCUGGGAUGCUUCAGAAGGGCAGCUGAUAUAUAAAUAUAAUAAAACAGGUUGAAUCCUGGAACAAGGAGCUCCAAAGAGAUGCUCUGUACUCCCAAGGCAUGUUUUAUGAAGGAACUGAUUCAUAAUGAGUUCCUGCACGUCUCUACCAGAUAUGUGCCUUGCUGUUCUUGCCCCACCUUUGGAAGUUCUUCAUUUCAAAUGAUGACCAUUUUUGUCAUGAGUUCUGUGGGGAUGCCGUGGAAGAGGUGGUCGGAUUCCAAGGAAGAAUGGGAGCACCUCAGGGAGUGAGAACUGGGUAACCCUGGAGAGGAUCCUAGUGGGAUGGGGGAGGUGAUGGGGGCGGGAACCCCUUGAUGUGGCUGAGCCCAGGGAGGGGACCAGUAGAAAGCUAAAUCCAGAGGAGGAAACCAAACAGGUUGGAAGAAGAGUGUUGAGCCUUUAUGACAUCCCCACCCAGUGCUAUUUUUCCUUUAAAAAGAGGUGCCAGAAGAACUCGCCAUGAAUACCUCCCUGGGCAUUCGCCAUGAAUUGCCCCUGGGCAAUGGCACCCACCUGAGAGGUGCUGGAACAGAGUUCUGGUGAGUUCCAGCUGUAAAAAUGCCCAGCACCUCCUGCUGUGGUCCACCCCUUGCACCCCUUCCCUGUCAAUAAGGAGCCUCUUCCUUUUUGGGAGAUGUGACUAAGAGUAAAUAAGAUACUGGGCCAGUGUCGACACCGCCUCUGAGAACACAAAGACCCCAGAGCUGGUGCAAACCAACCUUUCAGACCCAAAUCACUUGGAGUAAAUAAAUAUAAAUAAAUAAAUAAAUUUUUAUUUAUACCCCGCCCUCCCCAGUCAAAAACCGGGCUCAGGGCGGCUCACACCAACAGAAUUACAAUAAAACAUAAAAACAAUUAAUUAAAAUACAGAUUAAAAUACAGUAUUAAAAUUUAAAGUGCAGCCUCAUUUCAAGUAGUCCAUAAGUCCAAGCCAUGAGGAAGGAAAACACAGGGGUCAGGCUGAGUCUAACCCAAAGGCCAGGCGGAACAGCUCUGUCUUGCAGUCCCUGCGGAAAGAUGACAAAUCCCGCAGGGCCCUGAUCUCCUGGGAAAGAGCGUUCCACCAAGUUGGGGCCAGUACUGAAAAGGCCCUGGCUCUAGUAGAGGCCAAUCUAGCCAUCUUAUGGCUCGGGAUCUCCAGAAUAUUGUUGUUUGUGGACCUUAAGGUCCUCCACGGGGCAUACCAGGAGAGGCGGUCCCACUUGCUUGCCCAGUGCUGGGACGCUGGCUGCUUGCCACAUUAAGAGUUCUGUCUGCCCUGUUCUUCAACAUCUUCAUCAACGUCUUAGCUUGCAUUUAGCCAUGUAUCAUACCUCUUACGCAUCUGCUGCACCUUGUAACCUGUGUCUUGCCUAUGUACUGAUCUGAUUUAUGCAUUAUAUACGUUCAUAGAAACCAAACUGGGAGUUCCUAGUUCUUCAUCCAACAGUGAGGGCCAGGAUGAAGAUGAAUGUUUAUCAGUACAUUCAUCUGUAAUUUGUAAUUUUUCGUACUACAACUCUGUAUAUUCCUGCUGCAUUUUUUAUUUUUAGAUGCUUUCUAUGUUAUUUUAACUGUAUUCUUAUUGCUGAAGUGUUCGCUGCCCAGGGCUGAUUUAGAAGGAAGGGUAGGAUAUCAAUGUAAAACACAAAUAAAAUACACACACCCUACAUACGCAAAGAAACAUAUUUUGCAUAUCAGCAACAUAUGUGAUAUUCAACUUUAGUCACACUCAGAGUAGGUCCAUUGAAAUCAAUGUAUAUUAAUAUUAAUAGGUUGAAUCUGAGUAUGACUUAUCACUUCAAUAAACCAUUCCUACCCUGCUCAAAUAUUCAACUUCUUGAAAUACGUAAAGAAGAUAAGGAACAAUAUAUAAUAACAUAUUUAAAUUUUAGGGCUCUUGUUUUUCUAGCUUUUUCCAUGGACGUUCCUGGGGUGGGGGGCGGCACAUAAUAAAACCAUGAUCUCAGAAAUGUUGUGACGCCAAUAUGGUUUGCAUUUCCCCGUCUCCGCCAGGAUAAAUGAUGUUGGUGAAGACUGUACAACGCAAUUGUGAUGAUAUUACACAAGUCAGUGCCAACUGGGCUGCCGGUUAAGAUGCAUGCCAGUUGUACAACUCUUCCCACAGAGCAAUCCGGUGCUUGUGCUUAAAGGUUAUACUGAAGACGAUGUAAGACUGCUUGCUUCAGUACCGCUUAAACACUUUUUAAUGAAUCCAGUGCAGAAGUUAACAUUUAGUACUGUUCUCUGCGUUUGCUUGGGAAAACUGACGUUUUCAUCCGAUGCACUUUUUAGCUAUAAUAGUAGUCAGCUCCCCUUUCAACUGCCAGUGACACUUUUGAAAAGUUCCAGACAGUGAGACUUGUGUCUCUUUGGCUCUGCAUGGUCUUGAAACGGAUUGAUUUAUUAUAUUAGGUCAUCUGGACAGGCACCUCUGAUAUGGGUUGCCGUGUGAAUUUGCUUUCUACCUGUGGUGCUACAUUUGGGGCAGUUUAUUACCAACUUGCAAUGCUUUUGUUGGUGAUUACCCUACCUUGGCACUGAAGACUGGAAGCCCUUCAGCUCCGUGGUUUUACGUUUUUCUAUAUAUUCAUUUUCAUGUUGUUACCAUUUUAAACCACGCUUCAGGAUGUUUACCUCAUUUGAUUAUACAUCCUAUACGCUCAUGGAUCCGUUUCUGCAGAAAGAUACAUGUCCCAGUUAUAUGAUCUUUCACAUGGUGUUUAUAUUUGUACAAAGGCUUUAUAAAGAAAGACAUAUUUGUGUAUCUUUCUGUUGUAAAAUGGAUACAGCUUCCUUGUUCUCUGAGAAGUUGGCAGUCUCUCCCUCCCCCCUCCUUUUUGUCCCUGGUAGACGUUUAAGCUUUAUUUAAAUUUUAAAAGACUUUACUACUGUAGCAAAGUGGGGGGGGGGAAAUGCUGCUAUCCAUUUUUCAAAGAGGGAGAGAAAUAUUUGAUUGUAGUUUUGCUUUGUUUUAAUUGUUUCAGGCAGGGUGUUGCCACAGUUCAGGCAGAACAAUUUCUACCUUAUAUUUUGCAAGGCACAUACUUCACCUGGGCUGGUUUGGGUCACAUGAGCAUGGAUGUUUACUGGUGAUCUUAAGCGCUCCACCUGCCUUUCAGUUUGUUUACCAGGAAAUCAAGAUGUGUAAACUGCAGGAAGUACUAUUUGACCCUCUCCGGCAGUAUCUCAUUACAAUAAUUGCUAAUCUCUGAAUAAGACAGCCAUGUUUUGUGAGUAACACAGGGAGAGAGAGGUUGUGUUAGAGAGAUUUUAGGUAUUUCCAGAAACAGAGCGUUGUAAAUGCUUGCCUUCGGAUUAUGCUUCCUUCGCAGCUCUUGAUAAUAGACAUCUGCUGACCUCUGGGGUCAGUAAAACUGGGAUACAAUAGUAUGUGUUCUUCCAUUCCUCUGAGCUGAAAAAAAGAAAUAUCACGGCUUGUUGUUUUGGAGUGCUGUCACUGUUCUGUAUCGAAAGGAUAAUGGCUACUUCCUGAUUAAACCACUAUCCACAGUGCUUGGUCAGGAUCAACUAGUAGGUCAUGGCAAACUAGCUUUUUUCUGGGACACCGUCUUAAAAGAAGCCUGAUAUGGAGUCUGGAGAGCGGUUAACAUCAACAGCAGCAUCAGCUUCCUCUACUACAGCGACAUCGUCUCCCGCAUCUUCAUCCUCUUCUGUUGUUUCAGCAGUUUCCAAAGGUAGCCUUUCCUCUGGAGCUGCCUCACUUAGCUCCACAAUCAACACCUGUGGACAUUUAUUCAGAACAGCUGGGGAUCAACCGUGUAACCUGUCCACAGUGUCGAGUGCCUUCCCAAUGGUCAGCCACCCAGUCUUUGGUCUACAUACAGCCAGCUCAGGGCAUACAGAAUUUGGUGGCUUGGGGACACUUGGUACACCCACAGCCUUAGCAGCACAUCCCCAACUAGCACCUUUUCCAGAAUGGUGGCGAAAUGCAGACAUGCACUCGCGUACUGGCACAACUUUCUUCCCAUCCCUUAUUGGAAUAUCACCUUUGUUUGCUCCUCCGGCUCCAAAUCAUGAUUCCACUUCAUUCCAUUCGAGGACUGCCGGAAAAAGUAUCCGAGGCAGUUUGGAGAAAGGUGUUAAUGGAUCAGUAAAUGGCAACAGUACCAUUUCAGUAUCGGGCAGCAACACGUCUGUAUUAUCUACCACCACUGCAAGUUCUGCCGGACAAGCAAAGGUUAUAACCGUAGUGGGGGGAAGUCGCAAAUGUAACCAAGAGCAAAAUAAAAACCAGAUUCUGGAUGCAAGAGCUGACAAGAUUAAAGAUAAGAAAUCUAGAAAGAAAGCAGUAGAUAGUUCCAGCAACAGUGAAAGUGAUUCUGGCUCCUCUUCAGACACUUCCAGCGAAGGCAUUAGUAGCAGUGACUCAGAUGAUUUGGAUGAAGAUGAAGAGGAGGAAGAGGAGGAAGAGGAAGAUCAAAGUGCUGAAGAAAGCGAAGAGGAUGACUCUGAUUCAGAGAGUGAAGCACAGCAGAAAAAUAAGAACAAGGUGCUAAUGCAUAGCGGACCAGACAUGAAAGCCGAUGGACAAAAAUCCCAGGAAAAGCCCCAGGAAAAGAGAAUACACCAGCCAAUACCUCUUGUGUCUGAUAGCCAGACUCACCCGUCAUUCCAGUCCCAGCAGAAGCAGCCUCAGGUUUUGUCACAGCAGCUUCCCUUUAUUUUCCAAAGCUCUCAGGCAAAGGAGGAAUCUGUGAACAAACACACAAGCGUAAUACAGUCUACGGGAUUGGUGCCCAAUGUGAACCCUUUGUCUUUGGUAAAUCAAGCCAAAAAGGAAACUUUCUUAAAACUUAUAGUUCCUUCUCCUGAUCUACUCAAGGCAGGGAAUAAAAAUACCUCUGAAGAACCUAGCCCAUUGACCAUUGAUGUAAGAUCAAACCGGGAACAGUACAAGCAGACAUUCCCAGCACAGUUGAAGAAACACCACGAAUCAUCUAGGAACCUGAAGAAGGUUAUCGCAGCAGUAUCAAGUCCAAAGCCAACCAGUUCUCCACCAGCCCAUCAAAAACACACCUCUUUAGAAAACAACCAUUCUAAUCCUUUCUUGACCAAUGCACUUUUAGGUAAUCAUCAGCCCAAUGGAGUGAUUCAGAGCGUCAUUCAGGAAGCUCCUCUGGCACUUACCACCAAAUCCAAAUCCCAGCCCAAGGUUAAUGAAACCAUAUCUACUUCCAGCAGUUUAACCUUUUCCUCACCAGUAAAUUUAAGCACGGGUGGGAAAAAGACACCAAGCAACCGGACACCUGUUAUGUCUUCUACCUCUCCUGUAUUACCUGGCCCAGCAAAGGAAAAGGCAGUCAGCAAUAAUACAAUGACAGCAGUGAAAACACAACACAACCACCCUUCCACAAAAUCAUUGGUUGAACAAUUCAGAGGAACUGAUUCAGACAUUCUUAGCAGUAAAGAUUCUGAGGAUUCAAAUGAUGAGGAUGAUGACGACGACGACGAUGAGGAUGAUGAGGAUGAAGACGAGGAAGAUGAGGAUUCUGAUGAUAGUCAAUCAGAAUCUGAUAGUAAUUCAGAAGGGUCUGAUACUGAAGGAUCUGAAGAUGAUGAGGAAGAAGAUGAUAAAGAACCCGAUGAAUCAGAGACUGAUACGGAAGGAGAGAAGUCUUCGAUUAAACUGAACAAAACAGCAUCCUCUGCCAAAAGCUCUUCCAUCAGUCUUGCAGCUUGCUCGACACCACUUAAUAUCCAAGCAGCAAAGACACAGAGUUCUACUCCAGCCGCAUUAUGCCCCGAGUCUCCCUCACCAGCUUUUGUGGGCACACCUUCUCCCGGGCUUUCCUCAAGUACCCACAGCGGUACUUCAAAAAGGCGCAGAGUCACAGAUGAGCGAGAACUGCGCAUUCCUCUGGAGUAUGGCUGGCAAAGAGAAACAAGAAUAAGGAACUUCGGUGGCCGCCUUCAAGGGGAAGUAGCAUAUUAUGCACCAUGUGGCAAGAAGCUAAGGCAGUACCCUGAAGUAGUAAAGUAUCUCAGCAGAAAUGGAAUAAUGGAUAUCUCAAGGGACAAUUUCAGCUUCAGUGCAAAAAUAGGAGUGGGUGACUUCUAUGAAGCCAGAGAUGGACCGCAGGGGAUGCAGUGGUGUUUGCUGAAAGAAGAGGAAGUCCUUCCUCGUAUCAGAGCUAUGGAAGGACGUAGAGGGCGGCCACCAAAUCCAGAGAGACAGCGCGCGAAAGAGGAAUCGAAAAUGAGGCGUCGCAAAGGUCGACCUCCAAAUGUUGGUAGCACUGAGUUUCUUGACAACACAGAUGCUAAGCUGUUAAGAAAGUUACAAGCCCAAGAAAUUGCUAGGCAAGCAGCACAAAUCAAGCUUUUGAGAAAACUUCAGAAGCAAGAACAGGCCCGAGCUGCCAAAGAAGCAAAAAAACAGCAAGCUAUUAUGGCUGCCGAAGAAAAAAGAAAGCAAAAAGAGCAGAUAAAAAUAAUGAAACAGCAGGAAAAGAUUAAGAGAAUUCAGCAAAUCAGAAUUGAAAAAGAACUUCGGGCUCAGCAAAUAUUAGAGGCAAAAAAGAAAAAGAAGGAAGAAGCAGCAAAUGCCAAAUUAUUGGAGGCCGAGAAACGAAUAAAGGAAAAGGAAAUGAGAAGACAGCAAGCUGUUCUUCUGAAGCAUCAGGAGUUGGAGAGGCAUAGACUAGAUAUGGAACGGGAAAGGAGAAGGCAGCAUAUGAUGCUUAUGAAAGCCAUGGAGGCACGCAAAAAAGCGGAAGAAAAGGAGCGGUUAAAACAAGAGAAACGUGAUGAAAAGAGAUUAAAUAAAGAGCGUAAACUGGAACAGCGAAGAUUGGAAUUAGAAAUGGCUAAGGAGCUAAAGAAGCCUAAUGAAGAUAUGUGCUUAGCAGACCAGAAGCCUUUGCCAGAGUUGCCUCGCAUCCCGGGCCUGGUUCUCUCCGGAAGUACUUUUUCAGACUGUCUCAUGGUGGUGCAGUUUUUACGCAACUUUGGUAAAGUCAUUGGCUUUGAUGUGAACCUGGAUGUCCCUAGCUUAAGUGUCCUUCAAGAGGGGUUGUUGAACAUAGGCGACAGCAUGGGAGAAGUGCAAGACUUGCUUGUGAGGCUGCUCUCAGCUGCGAUUUGCGAUCCAGGACUGAUAGCAGGAUACAAGGCCAAAACGAUCCUUGGGGACCAUUUGCUGAAUGUUGGCAUCAACAGAGACAACGUAUCUGAAAUUUUGCAGAUUUUCAUGGAAGGCCAUUGUGGGCAGACUGAACUCACAGAGAGCUUGAAAACCAAAGCUUUUCAGGCGCACACGCCGGCUCAGAAAGCCUCCGUACUUGCCUUCCUUGUUAAUGAGUUAGCAUGUAGCAAAAGUGUUAUAAGUGAAAUAGAUAAGAACAUAGAUUAUAUGUCAAAUUUAAGGAGAGAUAAGUGGAUGGUUGAAGGCAAACUUCGGAAGCUUAGAAUCAUUCAUGCCAAGAAAACAGGAAAGAGAGAUGUUACAGGAGGAAGUGAUUUGGGAGAAGAGCAGCAUUCAUUGGGUACACCCACGCCAGGCAGAAAACGGAGACGGAAGGGAGGAGACAGCGAUGAUGAUGAUGACGACGACGACUACAGUGAUGAUCAAGCCGAUGAAGAUGAUGAGGAUGAUGAAGACAAGGAUGACAAGAAAGGGAAGAAAGCAGAUCUUUGCGAAGAUGAGGAUGAUGGGGACCAGACAGCAAGUGUGGAGGAGCUAGAGAAACAGAUUGAGAAACUGACUAAGCAACAGAAUCAGUACAGAAGAAAGCUGUUUGAAGCAUCCCAUUCUUUACGUUCAAUGAUGUUCGGCCAGGAUCGUUACAGGCGUCGGUACUGGAUUUUACCCCAGUGCGGGGGGAUUUUUGUUGAAGGCAUGGAAAGUGGAGAAGGUCUGGAGGAAAUUGCAAAAGAAAAAGAGAAGCUGAAAAAGGCCAAAAGCAUUCACAUCAAAGAAGAAAUGUUUGAGACCUCAGAAGAAAAAUUAAGUUGCUUAACCACAAACCAGUGUAAUCAGAAAGAAGAUCUCAAAGAGAAGGACAGCACGAAUCUGUUCCUGCAAAAGCCUGGGUCUUUUUCAAAGUUGAGCAAGCUGUUGGAGGUAGCAAAAAUGCCUCCUGACUCAGAAGUUCUAGCCCAGAAAGCCAAUGGCAGUGCAGCAAAUGGGUGCUCAUUGCCUUAUCAAAAUAGCUCCAAAGCCUCACUCUGCAGCCACCAGGCCUCUGUAUCACAAAGCAGUGGUGAAAAGUCAGAUCAGAAUAAUCUCUUUAAUUCUGCUUCAGCUGGACCAGGGAAAUUUUACAGCUCCCCAUUAAUUUCAAACGACCAGUUGUUAAAGACUCUUACGGAAAAGAGCAGACAGUGGUUCAGCCUUCUGCCUAGAACUCCUUGUGACGACACAUCCGUUACCCACAUAGAGUCACCAGCUGCCACUUCUUCUUCUUCACUAACUCCUCAUUCGCAUCCUCCAUCCAAGUCACCCUCACCUGUCCCAUCUCCAAUUAUUGGUUCUGCCUCUUCCCCCAGUCCAAUGGGAUUAAGCCCAUUUGCAUUAUCGCCUCUUCAGCCCAUGAAGACAGGAUUGCCUGUAAUGGGACUUCAGUUCUGUGGAUGGCCAACUGGAGUGAUUACUUCAAAUCUUCAAUUUUCAUCCCCUUUGCCUAGUAUGGGGUCAGGAUUAGGGUUGUCAGAAGGCAAUGGCAAUUCAUUCUUGACACCUAGCAAAAGUGAGUCCCCCAUGCCACAAGCUGAGAAACAAGCUUCUGUACCUUCUGCUGUGGUUGAAGUAGCCAAACCAGUUGAUUACCCUACUCCAAAGCCCAUCCCAGAGGAAAUGCAGUUUGGCUGGUGGAGAAUUAUUGACCCAGAGGAUCUAAAAGCUUUGCUUAAAGUGUUGCAUCUCAGGGGAAUUAGAGAAAAGGCCUUACAGAAGCAAAUACAAAAACAUAUGGAUUAUAUUACUGUAGCCUGCCUCAAGAAUAAAGAUGCUGCAAUUAUUGAAGUAAAUGAAAAUGAUGAAAAUCAGGUAACACGGGAUAUUGUAGAAAACUGGUCCAUAGAAGAGCAAGCCAUGGAUAUGGAUAUAGCUAUUCUUCAGCAGGUGGAAGACUUAGAGAGAAGAGUGGCAUCAGCUAGUUUGCAAAUCAAGGGUUGGAUGUGCCCUGAUCCAGCAUCGGAAAGGGAAGACCUGGUAUAUUAUGAACAUAAAUCAAUUACUAAAUUACACAAGAAGCGUGAUGGUGAUUGUGCUGGUGGAGAAGAAGGCAGUAGCAGUACUCUAGAACGGAAGAGUGACAACCCUCUAGAUAUAGCUGUAACCAGACUUGCUGACUUGGAGCGGAACAUAGAGCGAAGGUAUCUGAAGAGCCCCUUAAGUACCACCAUUCAGAUCAAACUGGAUAAUGUGGGCACAGUUACUGUCCCUGCUCCUGCACCAUCCGUUAGUGGUGAUGGUGACGGAAUGGAAGAGGAUAUUGCUCCAGGGCUAAGGGUAUGGAGAAGGGCAUUGUCAGAAGCUCGCAGUGCUGCACAGGUAGCUCUGUGCAUUCAGCAGUUACAGAAAUCAAUAGCAUGGGAAAAAUCUAUUAUGAAAGUUUACUGCCAAAUAUGUCGAAAAGGAGAUAAUGAGGAGCUUCUUCUCCUUUGUGAUGGUUGUGACAAAGGCUGCCAUACCUACUGCCAUAGACCCAAGAUCAGUACUAUUCCAGAUGGUGACUGGUUUUGUCCCGCCUGCAUAGCAAAGGCAAGUGGUCAAACUUUAAAAGUGAAAAAAAAUCAGAUCAAAGGGAAAAAAAGCAACGAGCAUAAGAAAGGCAAGAAACUGCCAUUAGCAGCAGAAGUGGAAGAAGAGGACUCUGCAUCUACAAGCAGCUCUGUUAAACGAGGGAAAAUGGACUCUAAGAAGAGAAAGAUGGAUGAAAAUAUUUCUAUUAGCCCAACCAAACAGGAAAGUGUUUCUCCUGUGAAGAAAGCUAAACGUGACGAAUCUAAGGACAUGGCUAUAUGCAGUGUUCUGCUGUCUGAAUUGGAAACUCAUGAAGAUGCAUGGCCUUUCCUGCUUCCUGUAAACUUGAAACUUGUUCCCGGUUAUAGGAAAGUUAUAAAGAAACCCAUGGAUUUUUCCACCAUUCGAGAGAAGCUAAGUAAUGGACAGUAUCCUAAUCUUGAAGCCUUUGCUGUAGAUGUCAGGCUUGUGUUUGACAACUGUGAAACAUUUAAUGAAGAUGAUUCUGACAUAGGCCGGGCUGGCCACAACAUGAGGAAACAUUUUGAAAAAAAAUGGACAGAGAUUUUCAAAGUGAGCUGAAGUGAUCACAGUCCAAAAUGUUUUCUUUUAUUAAAUGAGGAUAAAUGAGACCAGCAAUGUGAACUGUAUUUACAUUAAAGUACAAGGCACAUGCAUAACUAAUGACUGUUUUAUUUUUCCUUAAAGUAUCACUGGGGAAUGGUACUAAUUCCUAAGGCUUCACUCCUACAGCAACCAUGGCCCUUGGUUUGUGUGUUUUAUCAAACUAUUUUAGGUAGAACAGGGAAGCACACCCAAAGAAUUUAAACAUAAGGGGUGUAAUAGUGCAAUAGCAAUUUAAAAUAUAUCAAAACGCACUGAAUAUUCAACCACCAGAGCUCUACUUGGGGGAAAAUGUUCUCUUUUCCCUUUCAAUAAAUAUCUAUUUUUCAUUUUUUUUUACUUUGUAGUUUAUUUUUUAGUAAAUGUAUUUAAUUUUAUGAAUUAUUUAUGAUUAAAUAGCAUCCAGACUCUUCGUUUUCUGUGAAAAGGAAGAAUUAGAAAAUAAAAUUGCUUUAAAUCUUGAAAAUACAACAAGGAAUGUUUUAAAAUAUAAAACAAAGCCAAGUAAAACUGUUUACACUGAUGUGCUGUAAAAGGCACGAAAAAUUAAACUUUACUGUAGAGUUACAAGUACAUUUAUAUAUAUAUGUUGCUGCAUCACUUGUGUAGUUAAAUUGUAUUUCAAGACAGUGAAGAAAAAUGAGACAUAUGUAUAUACUGUUCAUUAUUGUUUAUAUUAAGUCUUGUUUUAAAUAUGUAUGAUGUGUACAUAUUGUUUGCAGACAUUAUUGUUUAUGCCUUAGAAGGACUGUAGCAUUUUAUUUUAGUUUUAAGGUAAUUAUAGAUAUAUGGCUUGUACAGUAAUUAUCCUCUACCAACACUGUGGAGUCUCCUUAAUCUUUGUAGUGCCUGCCUUUAAAACAGGGUGUAGGGGAUAUUAGUUUUCCAUUUUUCUAUUUUGUUAUAUAAUUUCAAGCCACCAGGGCCUCAGAUUCAAGUAUAAUCAUUUGUAUCCAUGUGGAAUAAAAUUGUGACAAUUUCCUACGCACACAGUAUUUUUUCAUAAAAACAUUUCCCUCCAUUUGCCUUGCCACAGAAAUAACAAAAAGACAUUUGUAACCACUGUGUUUUAUCUACUGUGUGUUGUGGUGGCCUGUUGGAGGCAAAUAGAUCAGAAUUUUUUUUGUACCUAUGUAAGAGUACUUGAAGUUUCAUUUAAAACAAAACGUUGUGGAAAAGGUAGCAUUCUCUUUUUUUUAGGAGUGUUAUUUUUCACUAGUAUGUGUGGCACGGAUACAAUAAAAGACUGUUUUGCAAACCA
This is a messenger RNA of Zootoca vivipara (common lizard), 13114 nucleotides long. NCBI's taxonomy places the organism in Eukaryota, Metazoa, Chordata, Lepidosauria, Squamata, Lacertidae. The record is from RefSeq and is a predicted model, not a curated record.